CUCUUCGUGUCCGUCAGACAGAAGCUACAGACGAGCUAGCGGUGCUAGCAUGGUCCUAGUGGAGCCGGGGAAGGUCGACAGUAGGACAGCAGCAUCCUCACCUAUCCUUUAAACUACCUGCCAUUUACUGACUCCACGACGUCGUGCCAACAGGCGAACUCAAACACUUUUUAAACUGUGUAGUUUUAAAGAAAGGUCCUUAGCUAGCCCAGCAUUGAGCUAUCUGUCGUUAGCUCCAGGUUGCCCUCAGUGAAUUCACUCUGUCCUGCGAUCAUGGCUGCACUCAGAGCCUCCUAUCACAGGAUCCUGGACAAGAUCGAGCAUAUGCUGCCCGGCAAACUGAGACCUCUGUACAACCACCCGGCAGGUCCAAAAACAGUUUUCUUCUGGGCCCCAGUGUUUAAAUGGGGUCUGGUUGUAGCUGGUUUGGCUGAUAUGACUCGACCAGCAGAUAAACUGAGCACCUCCCAGUCUGCAGUGCUGACAGCCACAGGCCUGAUCUGGUCCAGAUACUCGUUGGUCAUAAUCCCAAAGAACUGGAACCUGUUUUGUGUCAACUUCUUUGUCGGCAGUGCAGGAGCCUCCCAGCUCUACAGGAUCUGGAGGCACAAGCAGGAUAUGAAAGCCCAGGCUAAGGAGGUUGCAGAGGUUGCGGAGGUUGCGGAGUCCUGAGUGCUUUUCUGUUGCCAACGCUCCACUGCAGUGGGCUGAAAGGGAGACUACACUCUGGGCACAAACCUGCCCCUUCUCAUCAUCUCCACAUCAUCCCACGAUGUCUCCAUAACAUCCAUGCCAUAACCGUUAUUCUACCACAUUAAGCCUGUUGGCCCUGUUGGAAAUGUGCACUUUCCCUUAAGUUUCAAAUUUCCUCAGGGUGUAAACGAAAAACAAAUAAAUUUUUUUAACUGUAGUCAACACACACUCAAGAAUCGGUCAUCAACGCACAAGUACUACUUGUUCAACAAGCUGUUUGAUUGUACAUGUUCAUGCUUUAUAUAUUGUGUACUGGUUGGGAGGUUUUGCUUUUUCCAUCGUUGUUUUUCAGGUGUAGCAAUCAGUACCUCAUGCAAUAAUUUCCCCCAGAAAAAUGUAACUCUUGGAUAUGUGUUGAACGUAGUUUAAGGAAUGUUUCCAAAUGAAAUUUAAUAAGGAUGUCAUCACCUUUUUAUCUUUUCAUUUACUUAUUUAUAAUUUGGUUACAGUCAUGGCAUCUGUACCUCAGUGAUCAUUAAAUCAUUGAUUACCAUGUAACAAUUCCUUCCAUCUUAAUGGCUUUAAGUCUUUUAAUGUGUGUGCGAACAAAUCCUAAUUUAUUAAUCACUUGAUUAAAUUAUCUUUUAGUCAAAACUGUACAGAAAGACGCUGUUAUUUCCUGAUUCUUUUGUCAUGGAUACUUACACAGAUUGACACAUAUUUAACCUGUGCAGCUUUUUAUUGAUUGUUGCUACAGCCAGUCGGUGGUACUGACGGACGUACGGCUCUUCAUUAUCAAAAUCUGUUCUAGGAAGGUGUUUUAUAUUUUUUCUGUGUAAGAAUAGAGCUUUCUCUGACAUGUUCCCACUGUAGUUAUUACACAUUAACCCCCUGAAUAAUUUAGCAAUAAUUGGUGUCCUCACUUUUCUUGAUCUGCUGACUGUUUGAACAAAUGGCACUUUGAAGGUUGAUCAUUAUGGCUGUGGCUAUGUAAUGGAUAUGUAAUGCUAAUAAAUCACAUUUAACACCAACUGA
This is a messenger RNA of Morone saxatilis (striped sea-bass), 1728 nucleotides long. RefSeq names its product mitochondrial pyruvate carrier 2b (gene mpc2b). Lineage: Eukaryota; Metazoa; Chordata; Actinopteri; Moronidae. Gene Ontology annotation, molecular function: pyruvate transmembrane transporter activity. Gene Ontology annotation, biological process: pyruvate import into mitochondria. Gene Ontology annotation, cellular component: mitochondrial inner membrane. Bases 274 to 672 code for a protein of 132 amino acids. The record is from RefSeq and is a predicted model, not a curated record. The transcript has 5 exons.